UAUAGAGUGAGCUGCGCGAGCUGCUAGCUUCAGCAGGCAAGUGCCAUUAUGAUGAAUGUUUUCAGCACUUUUUUGAGAGCCAAUUAUCUGCUUCUGUGUGAGUCAUGGAGAUCAUUUAGACUGGCAACAUGCACAAGGCAACACUGGAUCUUUCUCACAAAGGCUGUGGAAAUUGUAAAAGAAUGAAAUGCUUUAUCUUAGGCAGGUGAGAACACAAUUUGCCAGGGCUUUUGAAAAAUAAAGUUUAUGCUAAUGAGAGGAGACGUCAGCAACUGUAUUUCUGUCAUGAGGCUGUUGUGGAAGUACAUGGAUAAAAUGAGGUGUUUUCGGAAGCGAUUGACUAUCCCUUUUAUGGGGAUCCUUAUUACAUGUCUCCUUUUUGUAAACCUGUAUAUGGAGGAUGGUUAUGUUUUGGAAGAGGAUAAGAGGCAGCUGCGGGAAACAUCAAUACAACAGCUUAAUUCAGAAAGAUAUGUCCACACAUUUAAAGAUUUGUCUAACUUCUCAGGUGCAAUAAAUGUUACCUAUCGCUAUCUUGCUGGUUCACCUUUACCUAGAAAAAGAUACUUAACAAUAGGAUUGUCAUCUGUCAAAAGAAAAAGAGGAAAUUAUGUACUAGAAACAAUAAAAUCUAUCUUUGAUCAGUCCAGCUAUGAGGAACUGAAGGAGAUUGUUGUGGUUGUUCAUCUUGCAGAGUUUGAUCUGGCUUGGUGUGAAAGCUUAGUCCAGGAUAUCACCAGAAAGUUUGCCCACCAUGUUAUAGCCGGCAGGCUACUGGUUAUCCAUGCUCCAGAGGAGUACUAUCCAGUUUUAGAUGGGCUUAAGAGAAACUACAAUGACCCAGAGGAUCGUGUCCGGUUUAGAUCAAAACAAAAUGUAGACUAUGCUUUCCUUUUAAACUUUUGCAGCAAUCUCUCGGAUUACUACAUGAUGCUUGAGGAUGAUGUCCGUUGCUCAAAAAACUUUUUAACUGCCAUGAAAAAAGUUGUUACCUCAAGAAAAGGAUCAUACUGGGUGACACUAGAGUUUUCUAAGCUGGGAUACAUUGGAAAACUUUAUCACUCCAAUGAUCUCCCUCGACUUGCCCGCUUCCUGUUGAUGUUUUACCAAGAGAUGCCUUGUGACUGGCUUCUCAUCCAUUUCCAGGGACUUCUCGCACAGAAGGAUGUCAUUCGUUUCAAGCCAUCUCUGUUUCAACAUAUGGGGUACUAUUCCUCUUACAAAGGAGCUGAAAAUAAAUUAAAGGAUGAUGACUUUGAAGAAGACUCCUUUGAUAUUCCUGAUAACCCACCUGCCAGUCUGUAUACAAAUAUCAAUGUUUUUGAAAACUAUGAUGCCACCAAAGCUUAUAGUAGUGUGGACGAGUACUUCUGGGGCAAAUCACCUUCCACUGGAGACUUCUUCAUAAUUGUGUUUGAUAAAUUAACAAAGAUCACCAAAAUAAAAAUUGCCACAGGAACGGAUGACCGGCAAAAUGAUAUUUUGCAUCAUGGGGCGUUGGAAGUUGGACAGAAAGUGAUUGGGACCAAAAAAGGCAAGCAAUGUUCCACUUACAUAACCUUAGGAGAAUUUAAGAAUGGGCAGGUUGAAGCCCAGGAAAUAGAACAUAAAAUUACAUUUGACAUUGAAUGUGUAAGAAUUGUUGUCACAGCCAGUCAAAAAGAGUGGUUGAUAAUAAGAAGUAUAAGCCUCUGGACUACACAGCCACCAAAUCAAUAAACACACAUGACUGACUGCAAGCAUUUAAGCAAGGCAAUAUGUAAGAGAUAUUUAUCAUGCUUUCUAUUUUUUUUUCCUUUGGGUAAAUCAUAUUGAUUUUGACUGGAUUAACUCAAAUCGUGUUUUGCAGAAUCAAUGACAAUUUAGUAAACCUAAAAGAAACUUAGUAUAACUAGGAAUUUGGCCAGGUUUCUUGAAGUAUUACUGCAUAUUCUUCCAUUGAGUGUUUUCUAACAAUGAAUGAACAACCAACAGUGGCAUAAAUACUUCAGACUAAUUAAACACAAAUGUUAUCAUUACAUACUUAAAGAACAGUUUACAUAUCUGAAUGGUAUUUAAAAAAUUCAACAGAUUGAUCUAUGUUGUGACAAUAUAAAUAAACAUCCAUAGAAUAUGCACACACGCACACACACACACACACACACACACACACACACACACACAGACACAUUGACAUGAACACAACCAUGUUCACAUAAAGCCCUGGACCAAUAUUAUGCUUGACACCUAAAUAAUUUGCAAUAUAAAAUGGCACUAUGGGCCGAUAGUUAUUAUGUCCACAUCCAAACUACUGACUAUCACACUUGCUUUCAGUGCAUUAGUUAUGCAUCAUGUUAAGAGGUACAUCGAUUCCACUGGUGCUAAAUGGCCCGUAACUGCAGAGGUACAUGAGUGCAAAUACUGUGUCGUACCUCAUUUAGCUCCAGCAUCCACGCAAAUAAAUAAUUCUUAUAGGUCGUAUUAUUCCUGUAUUGCCAUAAACAAACCAAGUCCAAACAGUGGACAGAAGCAUCAUUGUGUUAUGUUAUUAUAUUGCUAUGAAAAUCCGGUUUAUGGUUUUCCUUACUGGAAUAUACAGUGAGCUCAACUCAUGCUGAACAUUUGCACCUUAUACCACACCUUGUGAACAUUAUUCGCUGUGGAGUGGACCCACAUACUUGAAAUUCCUUUUUACUUUCUUGUUUCUGUCUUUAAUUACCCCAGUCCUUCUGUUCAGUGUUUUAGGGAACUGCUCGGAAGGUUAUAUAGAAUGGUAGUGAUUGCGCACAGCACACCAUUCACUGUUUGCUUUUCUAAUAGAGACAGCUUUUUGUGGAGCAUACUGACGCAUGUUUUAUUUGAUUGAAUUCAAUGAGAUACUCGAGAGCUUGAUGCAUUGUACAACACUGUUUGCUUGAAUUUGUUGGCUAACUACUUGUUUUUGCUUGAUAUAGUGUCAUAUUAUAUAAAUAAUAGUAGUGUUAUGAUGAGAAGGAAAAACGUAUGGUAUUAUAUUUUAUUAAUAAAGGCAUAAUAAUAAUAAUAAUAAUAAUAAUAAUAAUAAUAAUAAUAAUAAUAAUAAUAAUAGUCGCAGCCAUAACUUCCCAAACUUCUUGGAUACCACUAUUAAAGACAGUUUGUGAUUAAAGUGAUUUUGAUAGCAUGAUGUAUUACUGUCAUUUUUACAAUUUCCAUUUGAAGGUGAAUCAGUAUCAUAUUUUAACAGGUAAAUUCGACACUAGAAAUACAAAGAAACAUUACUACAUAUCUGAUUACUAACAAACAUAUGUAAAUGAGGAGGUCAUUUUGUAUAAACCUCAAUUUGUGCUUUAUCAUCCCAGUAUUUGGGCAUACAAAUGUUUAUGAAUUGAUUAAAAAGUAUCCUGUUACCUCAAAAGAGAGAUUGGUUAAGUAAAAUGCUAUUCUAAAUGUAGCCUUAUCUAAUAAUAAUAAUGUGUAAAUGGCUGUUAUUGUCUGUAUAUUUAAUUUGUACCUUGUUUAACUUUAAUUUAUUGUGUUAUUAGGCACUUGCUUAUAAAAUAAAGGUCCUUUUGCAGACAGUGAAUAUGUUCAGUUAACACAUGGGCUCUAUUUCAACGUGAAUGAGUUCCACCAUAUUUUACACAACAGUUUGAAUGUUAAGAAGAAAACAACAAUCUUGUUGUUCUCUGAAAUAUGUUUUAAUGAACAUUGAUAAACUUUAUAAUCAGGUUGCAUGUUAUAUGAGGUGCAAAGUAUAUUUGGGUAUUGGUAUUCUAUAUGGUAUUCUAUGGUGUUUUUUGAUUGGGUAUUAUAUAAGAGAUAUGCAUUAUACAAAAUAUGUAAUCCAAAGCAGCUCUGUUUGAACUUGUAACUUGCCCAGGACUUGUGGUUAUUGUAUUGUUUACCAUAUCAUAUCAUACAGUUGCCCUAAUCAAAGCUGGCUCCCAGCAACAACGACUGUAAUGUGACAAGAUCUCUGUGUCACUCAGCCUCUAUAAUUUCCAAUCAUUAGAGGCAGGCACAUUCCUAAUCAUUGAAGAACACACCUCCACUACACUAAAAAAUCUGUUAAAUGCCUUCAAAUUAAAUUCCAGCCCUGGAACUUGAACUCUGGCAUAUGGUAACAAAAGGUACUGCAGCAGAUUAUCGAACCAUGAAGACUGCAGGUUGACGUGCUUUUACACUAACAUCUGCGCAGAAGUAAUGUUCAUGCCAAAGUCUAUGUCUAACACAUAGGAGUAUAAGCAAAGGCAGAUUGAUAAAAAUGAAACCCUGGCCCAUUUCCCUCUAAAAAGUACACUAAGGGCCCUAUUAGAUCUAAUUUUGUACAGCAAUUUUUUAGAUCAAUUGAAUAGGCCAGCAACUGUCCUUCUAGUUACAAAUUCAAAAUUCUACAAAAGUAAACCAUGUAGAUACAAUAAUUAUCUUAAAUUGGUGUUUAUAUAAGACUUCAUUGUAACUUUUAGCGCAAUAUUAUUAUUAUAGAAUAUAUCUUUUUUGCUUACAUGGUACAUUUCAUUCUGUUUCCAGUUUACAUUGAUUAUUUGUAGAGAAAUAUGUACACAAUUUGUCAGUUAUUUCUCUGGCACAAAUGUUGAUUGUAAAUGUAUUGAUGUGUCUACCCUGGAGUUUUGUAAAAAAAAAAAAAAAAAAAAGUAAUGUUUUGCACUUUGUUUCAAAAAUGAAUUUGUGAUGUUUUGUCAAUAAAAUGUUAUCAUAAAA
Molecule: messenger RNA, 4683 nt
Organism: Acipenser ruthenus (sterlet)
Lineage: Eukaryota; Metazoa; Chordata; Actinopteri; Acipenseriformes; Acipenseridae
Product: alpha-1,3-mannosyl-glycoprotein 4-beta-N-acetylglucosaminyltransferase C
Exons: 5
Coding region: 247-1719 (490 amino acids)
Biological process (GO): protein N-linked glycosylation
Molecular function (GO): acetylglucosaminyltransferase activity
Source: RefSeq, a predicted model, not a curated record